CUUCGCUCCUCCACCACCCCCUUCACCUUGCCUCGAAUGUUGUCCAGCGAGGUCAACCUGCCCGGCCGGCCACAGUCCAACUUGGAACCGGCCGCAGCUGUGCCUGAAGUCAACGCCGCGAAUGUCCCCAAGCCUGCACGAUUCUUUGUUUUCGGGAGUAGGAAUGACGUUGACGUUGACACCAGCCAAGCAAAAAACAGCUGGAUCUUGCCGCGCGAUACCAAUACCUACGUUAUACAUGAACUAGGCGGAACGCUGCUCGCGACUACCGACGUGUUCAUCCUAUUCUGUCAGUCUACUACCGGGGAGCUGUAUGGGUCUGCCAGAGUGACAGGGUUCUGUGGCCCGGGAAGGUCCACUGCAAACGAAUCCACAGCACACAGAAGUCGCUACAAUCACUGUUUCUCAGCGUCCAAUGCAGUUUUCAAUGCUCGAGCCUUGACGGCACCAGUCUCUAUCGGCACAAACAUCCAACCUUCAAGUGCCGGUGUUUCGCAUGCACCGGAGUUGCGGAUGGAUGCUAGACCUAGCCCAGUAGCACUAGAGAGCUACCAGCCCAGUUCCUUCCUGAAUGCCAGCUUCGGCGCUCAGCCAUAUGUCAGUGAAGAUUGCGUCGGACCUUUGAGACGCGCCCAUAGUCCGACAGAUCGCAUCGAGGAACCAUUGUGGACGACUACUAGCAGAAGCACCACGGUCAGCCUCGAGUUUGAAUGGGUUACCAAGCAGCAAAUGCCGUUUCACGAAACACACCGCCUGUGCAGCCCGCGGGCGCAAACCCUUCUUUGGCUCUGCCUGCAGCAAUCCGAGCACGGGACUGAACUCGGGGCCGCCAUCGGCGCGGCGUUGCUCGACAUAUGGCACCAGUAUAUAGAAGAAACGAGCAAGGCCGCGCCGGAUCAGUUUCUGAGCGGGAAUACCUGGGCCAUGCGGGUGCUCCACAUCCCUGUAGACGCAACUCUCACCGAGCUUCAACGGCUUUUCAUGCCGCCGUCAUUUCCCGGUGCAAGCGGCAUUGGCAACUUGAACGCCAUAUCCAUCUCUUUCCUGCCUGCUGCAGCACCCAUAUACUGGAAUACUGGCUCUGCGCUUGUGCAUUACAGCUCCCAGUUUGCGAUGCAAACAGCCUGCGAGCAAUUCAACGGCUCUCGCUUGCGUCCGGGAGACUCGUUCUGUCCGCUGCUUUCAUGCUUGCCAGAUCAUCCAGUAGUAUAA
Molecule: messenger RNA, 1212 nt
Organism: Mycena indigotica
Lineage: Eukaryota; Fungi; Basidiomycota; Agaricomycetes; Agaricales; Mycenaceae
Exons: 3
Coding region: 37-1212 (391 amino acids)
Molecular function (GO): RNA binding
Source: RefSeq, a predicted model, not a curated record